Amblyraja radiata (thorny skate) is the source of this 3847-nucleotide messenger RNA. RefSeq lists its product as uncharacterized. The record is from RefSeq and is a predicted model, not a curated record. NCBI's taxonomy places the organism in Eukaryota, Metazoa, Chordata, Chondrichthyes, Rajiformes, Rajidae. The transcript is spliced from 14 exons. Bases 74 to 1558 code for a protein of 494 amino acids.
UCAACAUAGCACGGUUGAACACAUUUUCCAAGAAACUUUAGGUAAUAAAUUGGACAAUCCUUUAGAUCCUGAAAUGACCAGUACUAAUGCACAGACCCUUGAUGAGUACAUUAUGAAUUGGAAUACAGAUGAACCCUUAAUUGGACUCAAUUUUGUAAUUGAAUACCAACGUGAAGAAGGAAGAGAGCCAAUUUAUGAAUGUAUGUUAUGUGAAUUUACAGGACACCUGCACAUAUUUGUUUUACACCUUUCUAGUUUCAAGCACAGAAUGAAUUAUAUGACAAAAGAAUAUCCAGAAAUUAUGAAGUUGGAUGCAAGUAAACUAAAGCACGAGGAAUUGUGUGAUAUUAUUAAAGAAAGAGCUGCGAUUAUUCAGAAAUUGGAAGGAAAGAAGAGCAUACAGGUUGUCAGAGGACACAAUCCGCCCUGCACUAUUAGUAUGGUUGAAAGAGUUCCAUUUCAAAGCAACAGUUGGCAGCAGGAAUGGGAGAAAAACCCUGUAAAAAUGGAACAAAAUUUGAUGGAAGGUAUAAGAAACCUAAGAGAGCAAUCGGUGAGAAAUGAGAUAAUGUUUUCAACUCCAAGAGAUGGUGGACAGUAUGGAGCAGAUGUCAGAACUUCCGAUACAUAUUCUGAUUUGAGAAGGGAUGGUAGAGACGUGCGUGAAGAAAAUAUGGGAGCUACUGUCAGAUUUACAUAUAACAGAACGCAAUACAGAGGAACAGUUUCAAGUGGUUCCACUGACUGGGAUAGAGACAAAAAAGAACAAUAUGUAGAAUCCACUGUAGGUUAUGAUAAAUAUUCUAACAAACGAAUAUGUGAUGACAGAAGAGGACCACAGGAAGAUCACGUACAAGAAGCAUCUGGAUAUGAUGAUUGGAAAAACGUCCACCAACGGGAAUCUGAAAAUGAAUUCAGAAGUUCAGAUAGGUAUUCGAAUGUAAGAAAAAAUGAGCAGCCUCAAUAUCAAGGUGAUGGUAGAGGCACUAACUACAGGAAAGAUGACCGAAAAUAUGAGGAUGAAUACAGUGCAAGAGAACAAACUGGGAAAGUAGACUACUGCAUGGAGCAGAAGAGUGAUUUUGCCCAACCACAGAUUUUUUCAGAUGUGGUCGAUCUUAAAAGAAAGAAACUAUAUGACUAUUUGCAAAGCUUUAAGAUAAAAAGUGAAGCUGAUGCCAGUUUUGUUCUGAAAGUCACAAAAGCUUUCAAGGAUGCUUUAAUCCGUUACUAUCAAAGAAAAGGACAUGACCCAGCCAUAAUGGCAACAUUUGAUCAGAGAACUACAGGAUCCAGAUCCAUCGGUGCACAGGGCGGCUAUUCCAGAUAUAAUCCUGAUGUGUCAGCUUCAGCGACGCGAGACUCAGAAAGCUCCAGAGGUGUUUACGAUUGGAAACAGGAUUCUUUGCCAACAAACUUGAGCCAAUCACAUGAUUCCACUUUGUACCAAUCUUCUACCACUCCUGCUUUGUAUUCUUCAAACAAGGGAUAUUCAACAGAUUAUAAAUCCAAUCUAAACCGGGGACCAAAUGCAAGCAAUGCCUAUUCUCGUCGUUAAGUUCAUGUCAAGGGUAUAUAAAGGGAAUAAUGGAAGGAUGGGAAUGUUGAAUUUAAAUUUUGCACUGCUGCAUUACAUCACUAGUAAUGAGAACCAAGUACAUAUUUUCCUUUGAUUUGUUUUAAUUUUUAACAUCUGCAUGCUGUUUUUGAUUUACCUUAAAGCCUCAGUACCUAUAACCUAAAUGAGUUGUAAUCCAUAUGUAAUGGUCUUCGUUAUUUUGUUUAAUUACAUACAAUCGAGCUGGUGAAAUUAAACAAUAUAUUUUCUCAUUUCCCCUCUCCCUGCUAACCCCACCUCCUGACCAAAAACCCCAAACACAAAUAUACUUGAUGAAACCCACAUGAUCCAUCAACAGAUAAGCCAUAGUCAUGACUGAAGCUAAUAAUUUCUCCACUUUUGAUUUUCUGUAUUUAUUCCGAUGCUCCUUUUUUUCUGUUUAGUCUCAGGAGAACAAAUCUUCAGGCAUCAAUAUUCCUUCAAUCUAACUGGCAUGUAGACAUUUAAAUGCUGGUGUGCAUUCCAUUUUCCCUCAAAUGGUAUCAUAAAAUAUAUUUGUAUUGGGUAUUAUUGGUGACAUUCAAAGCAGGACUCCUGCCUGCCUUUCUCUUUCUCUUCUCCCUUCUCCAACUCCUAUCUUCCUUAACCAGCACCACACAGGUCACUGCUUUGUGAGCGAAAAUCAACCAACUUUGCUUUUACUGGGCCGGCGAAUCUUUCUGGUGUUAUCAUGAGUGUAGGGUAAUGAGAGUUGCACAAAUCUGCAUUUUGAAGUCCAACUUGAGGCUGCCCAUUACAAUUAACAAUUGGUGGGUGAAAGCCAAAGGAAAGAUCAAUUAUAAUGCAUUCAAACAAUUAGACAUUUUCUAAACAAAUCAAUCAUAAAUCUGUUAAGUAGCUUCAUGUACUGUUUUCAAUAUGUGAUAGGGAGCAGACAAAUUUUUUUUUUUCAACAAUCUUAUUUAUUCCAAUAUAUCAAAAAUGCAGCCCUCUUCCAGUUUAAAUUGAAGACACACCUGUGUCAUUCCUUCAGACAUACUUGCUCUGGCGCGCAAUAUGCUAAUUAGAUGUAACGUUCAGAAAAGGUAGCCAAAACCAAUGAUAUAUUGACUUGAAUUAUCUUGACAUUGGGAGAAAGGUUCCCUAUAUGCAAAUUUGUGAGAAGCUUGGAAAACCAGCAAUAAUGUAUAAUUAAACAAGAAUGCUAAAUUCUCCCAAGGCUCUGUUGGUCAUGGUAAUCUUAGAAAGUUACACACCCAAGCUUACUGGUGAUGCAUACAAUUAAACAUAUAUGAUUUGAUGGCUGUAAAAGGUUUAUACAAUUUUAUAUGGUUUCAUGAUAAUAAUGGAAACAUUCAAAUGUAAUGCUUCUAAAGCAGUUCAAAUAGCCAUCUAGUCAUAUUACUUGCUUGUUUCUACACCUGAAUAUUUUAACAUUUAUUAUAUUAUGUACUGGCAUGGUUUUCUUUCUCUUGAACGAUGUGGAAAUGCCAGUUGUUUACCUGAAUAUGGAAGAUAAGACUAUUUUGGAAAACAUCAUGAAAACAGUCAUUUAAAAACAUGAUUGUUUCAUAACUGUUUAAAAGCGAUUGCUUGAGAGCGAUUUGUAUUUCUGUGAUAUACAAAUCUAGGUUGCAUAAGUCAUUUUCUGCAUGGCAUACACACAAUGGUGCUCCUUUUAUUUAGUUAAUGUUGCUUUAAUUAGCCUGAAUGCAUUGAUUAACAAAAUUAAUUUCCAAAAUAUGGGGACAUAUGUACCCAAAUGUAAGAAUCCUAAUGCUAAUAGUUAUUUUUGUGUAAAUGUUACCUGAUUGUUUGAGUAUUGGAUUUUCCUUGCGACUUUUAAAUGGAACAAGUUUUUUGUCAGUUAUAUCUGUGUAUAUUAAUUCUGCAGGAAAUAUUUCAUAUCAGAAAAGAUAAAUAGGGAUAUAUGCAUGAUCAUAAAUCAUUCUACAAUUGGACUUCUACAGUUGGACGCAGGUCCUCCCCAGGUUGCGACAGAGAGCUGUUUAUAACCUGAACAGUUCGCAAGUCAGAAUCGCAGCCAUGAACCAAGUUCCCAAAAGGCAAAAGAUGCCUGCAUCCCCACAACUUGUAUGUACAGGCUGCCCAGAUAUUGGGCAUUCGUAACCCAGGGAGGACCUGCACAUGACUGAACAAAUAAAAUUUAAAGUAUAAAGAAUAUAAUUUUGAUGGUGAAAAUAGUUUUAAAACAUAGUAGAUGUAUAGCAAUAAUUUGAUGUUUAAAAUGUUACCCCGCUGCGAAAAUGAUCUCUAUUCUGAAGUUUU